AUGGCUAAAGGGUUCAAGCUGAAAUUCAAUAUCCCUUUAUUCCAAAUGUGUCGUUCAAAAGACCCUUCCGCUUUCCCUGGAAACCCUGUAGUUCCUGCAAUAUACCGUCUUUCUCCGGUGAACCCUAAAGAGCAUGACAUUGGAUACCCUUCAAGCCUGUUAGUACCUCCUCCGCCACCCUCCUCGCCGGAACACAGGGGUAGUAAGGUCUCUUCAAGAAUCAUGUCCUUACGCCAAAUGUGCCGUGACGACCACCGCGACAAGCAAGUAAACACCAGAGGCAGGAGAAGCAACGUGGCGGUUGACAACGAAGAAGAAAGCGAGUCUCUAAUUUCUUGCACCACAAGUUUCUCGGACGAUUCUUAUUCUCUCAAACCGGAGAGAGAGUUAGUUAGCAGCAGCAGUGGCAGCAGGAGGCACAUGAGGAGGAUAAGCAGCGUGAAGAAGGUUCAGAGAAUGAGGUUCAACACUGCGAGAUUAGAACUACCGGAAACAGAACAAGUGAAGAAGACAAAGACAAAGACGAAGACGAAGGUUGUGUCGACGGCAUCAACCACAAGGAUGAGGCGGAGCAGCGCGGAGGGGAAGGUGAGGGAGAGCUUUGCGGUGGUGAAGAAGUCGAAGGAUCCGUAUGAAGACUUCAAGAGAUCAAUGGUGGAGAUGAUAAGGGAGAUGGAGAUGCGUGAUGCAGAGGAUUUGCAGCAACUGCUUCAGUGUUUUUUGGCUCUGAACUCGAGGUGCUAUCACGAUGUGAUUGUGCGUGCUUUCAUGGAGAUAUGGCAAGAGAUGUUCGUUAUGAAGCCUGCGUCCUCCAACACCAAAGAGAUCAAUUGCAACUAG
Molecule: messenger RNA, 840 nt
Organism: Arachis duranensis
Lineage: Eukaryota; Viridiplantae; Streptophyta; Magnoliopsida; Fabales; Fabaceae
Product: transcription repressor OFP7-like
Exons: 1
Coding region: 1-840 (279 amino acids)
Biological process (GO): negative regulation of DNA-templated transcription
Source: RefSeq, a predicted model, not a curated record